Molecule: messenger RNA, 597 nt
Organism: Zymoseptoria tritici IPO323
Lineage: Eukaryota; Fungi; Ascomycota; Dothideomycetes; Mycosphaerellales; Mycosphaerellaceae
Exons: 1
Coding region: 1-597 (198 amino acids)
Source: RefSeq, a predicted model, not a curated record
AUGAGUUGGGGGUCGAGGAGGGCGAGCCAGGUUUUCAGGUUGGAUGAGGUGAGGUCCUCGCGGAGGUGGAAGGUUACGGCGGAGAAGAAGAGGGGGAGGAGUUCGGCGCGGAGGGAGGGGGAGAUGUGCAGGAUCGACCAGAUUGAGGUGGUGGGGGGUUUGGAGGGAGUGGAGGGCCGGAUGUGGACGGUUGAGGAGGACAUGGCGUGGGAGAAGAUUAGGAGGCGGAGUUCGGCGGGGAGACCGGUGAGGGUGGCGCGGGUGGGAGGGGAGGAGGGUGUUGUUGAGGAGGACGUUGGAGAGGAGUCCAUUGUUGAGGAGGAGUCCAUUGUUGGAGAGGAGUCCAUGGUUGAGGAGGAGUCCAUUAUCGAGGAGGAGUUCAUCGUCGAGGAAGGCAUUGUUGAGGAGGAGUCCAUUGUCGAGGAAGGCAUUGCGGAGGCCAUUGCGAAGGAGUCCAAUGCGGAGGAGUCCGUUAUGGAUGAGUCCAUCGCGCAGGAGUCCAUCGAGGAAGAGUCCAUCGCUGAGGAAUCCAUCGUGGCGGAGUCCAAUGUUGAGUCCAUUACCGAGUCCAUCGUUCAAUGUGUGAAUGCGGCGUGA